Molecule: messenger RNA, 2175 nt
Organism: Cyprinus carpio (common carp)
Lineage: Eukaryota; Metazoa; Chordata; Actinopteri; Cypriniformes; Cyprinidae
Product: phosphoribosyl pyrophosphate synthase-associated protein 2-like
Biological process (GO): purine nucleotide biosynthetic process; 5-phosphoribose 1-diphosphate biosynthetic process
Cellular component (GO): cytoplasm; ribose phosphate diphosphokinase complex
Molecular function (GO): magnesium ion binding; ribose phosphate diphosphokinase activity
Source: RefSeq, a predicted model, not a curated record
AAUUAAUAAAAAAAAAAGACUUUUAUUUUGAAAAGCUGACGGCCAUUUGUAGAGAGUAGCACAGUUCACAUUGUUGCAAGUGAUACAGUAAACCACGCGAAGAGAUCGAUUAAAAGAUCAAACUGGAAGUGUCUGGUGUCACACUAACUGUGGUCCUGUUGAUAGGAAGGGCUCAGCAGUGCCUGGGUGCCCAGGGAGCCACUGCCUGAGUCCCUAGAGGUAGACACCAAACCACAGGACAUGACUGCCGCCAAUGGAGGCCUGGUCAUCUUCACGGCCAACUCCAACCCCUCCAGCAGAGAGCUGGGGAGGAGGAUAGCCGAGCGGUUGGGUGUGGAGCUUGGAAAGGUGCAGGUCUAUCAAGAAGCUAACCGAGAAACACGGGUCCAAAUUGAAGAGUCUGUGCGCAGCAAAGAUGUUUUCAUCAUCCAAACCGUGUCCAAGGAUGUUAACACCACCAUCAUGGAGCUGCUCAUUAUGGUGUAUGCCUGCAGGACGUCCUGUGCCCGAAACAUCAUCGGCGUCAUUCCCUAUUUCCCCUACAGCAAGCAGUGCAAAAUGAGGAAGAGAGGCUCCAUCGUCUCUAAACUGCUUGCCUCAAUGAUGUGUAAAGCAGGUCUGACUCAUCUCAUUACUAUGGAUUUGCAUCAAAAGGAAAUCCAGGGUUUCUUCAACAUUCCAGUGGACAAUCUGCGGGCCUCACCAUUCCUGCUGCAGUACAUCCAGGAAGAAAUUCCUGAUUACAGAAAUGCUGUAAUUGUGGCCAAAUCUCCAGCAUCAGCCAAAAGGGCCCAGUCAUUCGCUGAAAGGUUGCGGCUGGGCAUCGCUGUGAUCCACGGUGAAGCCCAGGACGCUGAAUCUGACCUGGUGGAUGGACGCCAUUCCCCUCCCACUGUCAAACACAGUGGCGCCAUCCAUCCAAGCCUAGAGAUACCAUUGCUAAUUCCCAAAGAAAAACCCCCAAUUACUGUGGUCGGAGAUGUAGGUGGACGAAUUGCCAUCAUAGUGGAUGACAUCAUUGACGAUGUUGACAGUUUUCUAGCAGCAGCCGAAACACUGAAAGAAAGAGGCGCUUACAAGAUCUUUGUCAUGGCCACACAUGGAAUCCUCUCCUCAGAUGCCCCUCAGCUAAUAGAGGAGUCCGCCAUAGAUGAGGUGGUUGUCACCAACACCAUUCCACAUGAGAUCCAAAAACUCCAGUGUCCCAAGAUCAAGACGGUGGAUAUCAGCAUGAUCCUGUCAGAAGCCAUUCGCCGCAUCCACAAUGGAGAAUCCAUGUCUUACCUGUUCCGAAAUAUUGGCAUGGAUGACUAACAGUCAGUCAUAAUGUGCACAUGUUCUGUCCCUGUUGCCUGUAUCAUUACCAGUUUUUCCUUUAACUCCAUAACUCCUUCUUCUUGUUGUACGUGUUAUAUUUUGAAAAAAUAACUGUGCGCUCAAAGAACCAGGAUGUUCUGUAAUGCUAUGUGAGUUUAGUGCCCUGAAAUGCUGAUGUGAAAACAUUCAGAGGAUUGAAGUGCAGGGAUACUCCACCUCUUGAUCAGAAAUAUUGGCACUUUUAUUUAAGAUUUGAAGUACCAGAUUAAAAAGAAUAGAAGGACCACUGGAUGUUAAAAUUAUGUCUUCAGUUCUAUUUAAAAAAAUAUAAUAAUAAUUAAAGAAUGAAAAACUCCACUGUGUGGCCAACAAUGACAAAAUGUUACCAUAAAUGAAAUCUAUGCUGUGACAUAUCAGUGUCAGUGCCUCAUGACUUUGUGUAAUUAUUGUGCCACUAGUUGUUUCUGUGUAUUUGUGUAGAAAUACUGCAUAGUACUGAUGUUAAAAUCAAGAAAUAUUUUGUUCUAAGCAAAUUAGAUGAAAGGUACAUUUUUAGACUUAAAAAUCUAAGUAUAGCACUUAAAAUCUAUAAAGCUUAAUGUACUUGAUUGAAUGUUUUUUCCUGCUAGAUUCUUCUACUAACACUUCAACAUGAGAUUUUAUAUUUGUUUUUGCCAAUAGCAGGACUAUGGAAGUAUAUUUGCCUCUUGAAUGUGGUCAUAGUGGCCAGAGUUUCUAAAUAUCUUGACUUGUCAAUUACCAAAUGAAAUGCAGGGUUUUUGUUAUGUAACUAAUAUUUUCAGGCUUUUGUAUUUAUUAACAGCACUUGAUGAUAAUGAAUAAACAUCUUAAAGACUA